This is a messenger RNA of Laetiporus sulphureus 93-53, 477 nucleotides long. RefSeq names its product cyclophilin. The coding region runs from base 1 to 477 and encodes 158 amino acids. NCBI's taxonomy places the organism in Eukaryota, Fungi, Basidiomycota, Agaricomycetes, Polyporales, Laetiporaceae. Gene Ontology annotation, molecular function: peptidyl-prolyl cis-trans isomerase activity. The record is from RefSeq and is a predicted model, not a curated record. The transcript is spliced from 5 exons. Gene Ontology annotation, biological process: protein peptidyl-prolyl isomerization.
AUGUCCAAUCGAAACAUAUUCUUCGAUAUCAACGUCAACGGCAUGUUCCUCGAGUGCAUCGUCUUCAAGCUGUACGACAACGUCGUCUCCAAGAUGGUCAAAAACUUCUAUCAGCUUGCCAUUGGCCAGCGUGGGUCUGGCUAUAAGGGUUGUUCAUUCCACCGCAUCAUCCCCCACUUCUUGCUUCAGGAUGGUGACAUCACCUGUGAUGACAGCAGAAAGCCCAUAUAUGGCAAGAAGUUUGCUGACGAGAACCUUACGCUCAAGCACGAGAAGGCUGGUUUACUCUCGAUGGUGAAGGUCAGAGCGCAGUUCUUUAUCACCAUGGUCAAAACUGAGUGGCUCAAUGGUUCCUACGUCGUUUUUGGUGAAGUCCUUGACAGCUACGACAAUGUCGUGAAGAAGAUCGAGUUGCUCGGUUGUGCUGCUGGUACAUUCACGGUGGAGAUUAUCAUUGCUAACAGCAGUGUUGUCUGA